AUGCGAGAAGCAUUUUUUGGAUUUUUCUUAGGUGAUUCCUCUUCGGAUCUAAUCCGUUUGAUCGGUUUUCGAUCCGUCGAAGUUCCACCCACAACUUCGGAAGCACUCCCCAAGGCAGUUCCCUCACUAUCAUAUCCUCAAAGCACAGCUCAUCUGUCUAUACCCUGCGCUUUGAGGCGUCUGAGGCGUUUACGAGCAGCCCCCGUGAGGUUCUUACGCCCAAGUGCAUGUUGCGCAGGAGUGUUGUGCACUGUGUUGUGGGAUCGGUUUUUCAAUCUGCCCGCUCUGUUGGCGCUCAGGGACUACACGGACGCCCCUGUAGUGCCGAAGGUAGGCGUAUGCCAACCCGUUGACGCAAUCGUUGAAAAUUUUCUGAAUCACGAGGUGAAAAAUAACAAAGACAGAGUUAAGCUGGCGGCUGCGUUAAUCAAAAUUUUGAAACAUGAACCGAUUGAAGACGACCAGUUGCGUCUUCUUCAGCAUUUGUUCAAUACAAACAAUCUUAAUUUGGCGCAAGUCUUCGAUAACUAUACUGUGGAAUGUUCUCGUAUGAUUAAGAAGUGUAGGUGGCACAAUAUCUUGGUGCCAUGUGAAGAUCUGUUCAAGAAGGAAAUCACGCCUUGGGGUUUUUUCACGGAGAAUGUUGGCGAAGAAUGGGUAAAGCCGCUGUCUCUGUCGGGCGGUCACAUUUACUUUGCUGUGUUGCUAUUAGUUUUCGAAGAAGACCAGAAUGAAGAAAAGCUUGUACAGGGUAGUUGCGUUUCAAAACAAGGCUAUUCCCAACGUCUAUGUUCUUUGAAGCACAAGGAAAAGAAAUGUGGGUGUUCCGAUCCUUUUAGAGCGAGUGCGGGGGAUCAAUAUGAAGACAAACUUCCACCCUGUGGUUUGAAGCAAAUUAUGUGCGUUAAUACGCGUGGCAAUAAAGGUUUGUUUAACGAUUUUGUAUAA
Molecule: messenger RNA, 948 nt
Organism: Diatraea saccharalis (sugarcane borer)
Lineage: Eukaryota; Metazoa; Arthropoda; Insecta; Lepidoptera; Crambidae
Source: the annotation of a GenBank genome assembly